Messenger RNA from Spinacia oleracea (spinach), 2053 nucleotides. Its product is annotated as vacuolar cation/proton exchanger 3. The record is from RefSeq and is a predicted model, not a curated record. Gene Ontology annotation, cellular component: plant-type vacuole membrane. The transcript has 12 exons. Gene Ontology annotation, biological process: calcium ion transmembrane transport; intracellular calcium ion homeostasis. NCBI's taxonomy places the organism in Eukaryota, Viridiplantae, Streptophyta, Magnoliopsida, Caryophyllales, Amaranthaceae. Bases 168 to 1550 code for a protein of 460 amino acids. Gene Ontology annotation, molecular function: calcium:proton antiporter activity.
GCUCAUGUUUGUAAAAAAUAAAUAAAAAGUGAGUAUAUAACAGUGUACAGAAAGUAGAAACUUGCAAUUCAUCAACAUUUCCAAUAUUCAGCAGGGAUUUUCCUUUUCAUUUAUUGGUGAAAUUGAGUUAAAUUACUCCUAAUUUAUUUAUUUUAGUUAAAAAGAGCAUGGACUCCGAAUCACGUACAAAAGAUUCCGUGUUGGUAGGUAUGGAGGAUGGUGGAUUGAAGGGGACGACGACGACAACCACUAAGGAGGUCGUCCGACAAGGCCGGACAGCGCAUAGCGUCUCUUCUUCUUCUCUCCGUAGGAAAUCUGAACUUCAAUUGAUUUCCAAGGUUCAAUGUGGGGUGCUGAAAAACAUACUCAAUAAUCUACAACAAGUCAUAUUGGGGACUAAACUUGCUCUUCUUUUUCCUGCUAUUCCUUUGGCAAUUGCGGCUCAUCAAUAUAACUUUGGAAGGGAAUGGACAUUUGCUUUGAGCUUACUCGCUCUUACACCACUCGCCGAGCGCGUGAGCUUUCUCACUGAACAAAUUGCGUGCUACACUGGUCCAACAGUGGGAGGGCUUCUGAAUGCAACAUGUGGAAAUGCAACGGAGCUAAUAAUAGCAAUUCUUGCACUUAGCCAAAACAAAAUAGCCGUUGUGAAGUACUCACUUCUUGGUUCCAUUCUCUCCAACCUUCUUUUGGUUCUUGGCACUUCCCUCUUUUGUGGUGGCCUUGCCAAUCUUAACAAGGAGCAAAAGUUUGAUAGGAAACAAGCAGAUGUGAACUGCUUCCUGUUGUUGCUGGGAUUAUUAUGCCACAUUUUGCCAUUACUCUUCAAUUAUGCUGCUGAUUCUACUCAAUCUGCUCAAUCUGUUGCCCUCUCAACACUGACCUUAUCCAGAGUAAGCAGCAUAGUGAUGCUGUUGGCUUAUAUUGCUUACCUUAUCUUCCAAUUAUGGACUCAUAGACAGUUCUUUGAGGCUCAAGAGGAUUCUGAUGAUGAAGCAGAAAAUUCUGAAGAAGUUCCUGUAAUUGGUUUUUGGAGUGGAUUUGCUUGGUUGGCUGGAAUGACUGCUGUUAUUGCAUUGUUAUCUGAGUAUGUUGUUGGUACCAUUGAGGCUGCUUCUGACUCCUGGGGUGUAUCAGUGAGCUUCAUCAGCAUAAUUUUGCUACCAAUUGUUGGAAAUGCAGCAGAACAUGCUGGAGCUGUCAUUUUUGCUUUCAAGAACAAAUUGGAUAUUUCCUUGGGUGUUGCUCUAGGAUCAGCUACUCAGAUCUCCAUGUUUUUGGUCCCGUUGUGUGUAAUAGUCGCUUGGAUAAUGGGUAUCGAGAUGGAUCUUAACUUCAAUACAAUUGAAACUGGUUGUCUAGCUAUUUCAAUAAUUGUCACAGCCUUCACUUUGCAGGAUGGAACUUCUCACUACAUGAAAGGAUUAGUUCUGCUACUUUGUUACGUUGUUAUCGGGGCUUGCUUUGUUGUUCUUCAAACACCUCCAAGCCAACCAAAAAUCAUGAAUAUGGCAGAUUCAUCCACCAACGACAAACUCUUCAGAUUUUAAGAGGUUUUUCUCAAUCAGGCACCAAGGAACCAAAAUAGCAAGGUUGUCAAAUCAAAGGAAUUUAUUGAUUGCUCCAUCAAAACGUACUGAUCGACUACAGAGAGCCCAUCAAACUCCUAUGUUGGUGCCAAAUAAAAAUUAAAAAUCUCAAAAAAAAAAAGAAAAGAAAAAUAUCUACUCUAAUCAUGCAUAUUAUACUGUCAAAUGCUCUAGGAAAACUGCUACUAUUGCAGCAGCAACGAAAGCUGAUGGAGAUACGCAUGCAUAUGCCAUAUCAUACGAGAAUUUAAUUCAUAGUCUCCAUUUACAACCAACAAUAAAAUUGAAAUUAUUUGGUAGGGAGACACUUUUGCUAUAUAUAUAAAAAAAAAUGCUUGUUUUGUUUCUUAAUUAUGGUUUUAUUGGAAAUAAUAAAACAAUACUGUAAUUUAAUUUAAUUUGGUUCUACUUUUUGUACUUGAAUUCCACUCUUUUUGUUGUAAUAAUACAAGUUUUUAAUCAAA